AUGGUUAAAGUUCUUUUAACAAACGUUGUUGUACAUAAUAAUCCAGCAAAAUUUUCUUCCAGUUUUAAUUUUGAAAUACAGUUUGAAUGUCUAGAACAAUUAACACACGAAUUGGAAUUUAAACUUAUUUAUGUUGGUUCAGCUGAAACAUGCGAUCAUGAUCAAGUAUUAGAUGUUGUUGUUAUCGAUGCUGUACCAGCUGGAACAUACAAAUUUUUAUUUGAAGCUCCAGCACCAGAUAAAAAUAAAAUUCCUGUAGAUGAUGUUGUUGGUGUCACAGUUGUAUUAGUGAAAGGAAUGUAUCGUGAUCAUGAAUUUGUUCGUGUUGGCUAUUAUGUCUUAAAUGAAUAUGAUGAUCCAGAGCUUAAAGAAAAUCCACCAACAAAACCAGAUUUUGAUAAAUUAUCAAGAAAUAUUGCUGUUGGUGAUCCACGAGUGACAACGUUUCCAAUUAAUUGGGAAGAUAAUCCUGAUUGUUUACCAUUUCCUCCACUAUCAGAAGAAGAUCAACAAAGAAUGGCUGAUGCAAUGCAAUCAGUAUCCGUAGAAAAUGAUGAUAAUAUUGUAAAUCAAUUUGAUAGUAGUCUUGAUGAUCAUUUUAAAUCUUCAACAACGACUACAUUCGAUAAUUUAUCAAUGAUAAACACAAAAACAACGGAUACAACAGCUGUAAUAACAGUCACUGAAAACAAUGGUGAUGUUUUUCAAACAACAGCUGCUUAA
Didymodactylos carnosus is the source of this 723-nucleotide messenger RNA. NCBI's taxonomy places the organism in Eukaryota, Metazoa, Rotifera, Eurotatoria, Philodinida, Philodinidae. The record is from the annotation of a GenBank genome assembly.